CACUUCAAGGCUCAAAUUCUUGAUUGACAUUCUUGAUGAAGGGUCACACCCUUCAAGGUUCACUUCUUCAUCAACCUAUAUAGCGCAUUGGCUAAACUAUGACGCUGGGAAUCCUCGUGCUUCUUUACUGGACGUGUGUGACAUGCAUGUGCAGUGCGGACGAUGUGGCGGGCUCGACAAACUUGGCACUGGGCCUCUUCCAGCAGCUUUCGGCUGACACCUCGGACAACGUUCUCUUCUCUCCUUUCGGCGUAUCUGUGUUGCUGGAAAUCCUUUCAGCCGGUACCAAAGGAGACACAGGCAAAGAGAUUGAGAGUGCGUUCGGCUCCGAUACAGCCGCAGUGAAACGAGACAUCGAGAGCGCGUUCAAAGAAAUGUGCUCAAGCGCGCCGAGUUCCGGUCGGAAAUCCCCUAUGUCGCUGGGAAAUCUGCUCGCGGUGAAGAAGGGCUUAAAGUCAAAACUUCUGCCCCAGUUCCUGAAGUUUCUUAAGGACGGUGGACCUUUCUCUACAUUAGUGGAUGAGCUGGACGACAAUCUGGCCAACAGGUCGAACAACUGGGUCAGUAACCAGACGAAAGGUCAAAUAACCAAAAUACUGGACGGCGACAGCACUGAGGACGAUGCGAAGAUGCUCCUACUGAACGCCAUACACUUCAAGGGCGACUGGAAGGAGAAGUUUGAGAAACAGCUCGCUUACAACGGUACAUUCAAGAACUACGGCGGCAGUGACACGCCGACAAUGUUUAUGUUCAAGAGAAGGCACUUCGAAUACGCGCUGGAUGCCACCUUGAAGACGCACGUGAUCUCGCUACCUUACAGGGACGUCAAAGCGCGGUUCGUCCUCUUGGUUCCACUCAAGCGCGCCGGAGCUCAGACGCUGGCAAGCCUCCUGACCGCUUCCGAAUGGAAUCGCAUCCUGGGAACGUUGAGAAACACGAGCGUAGCCCUGUCGAUGCCGAAAUUCGACCUCUCCAAGAAGUACAACCUCAUGAAGCCGUUGCAGUACCUUGGUAUCAAAAAGAUAUUCACUGACAAGGCCGAUCUUUCUGGCAUGAUGGGGACGGGUGACCUCUUCGUCUCCGCGAUCGAACAGGUUUCGAAGCUGAGGCUGGACGAAGAAGGAAGCGAGGCUGACAGCGCGACGUUGUUGAGGAUCUCGGGAAAGGCGGCCGAAGAAGGAGAGUCGGUCGUCGCCGAUCACCCGUUCAUAUUCGCGGUGACGGCCGGGAGACGGGACGACAUUCUGUUCAUGGGACAAGUCAACAAGCUACCCGUAACGUGAUGCUCGUUCGCGAGUGACAGUGAACUUUCUCGCACCGUACACUCUCAGAUCUGAUUAAAGUGUUCACGGCGCCCCGUCCCAGCAGGGAGCUUGGCAUGGGAGAGACGCAAGCCCUUGCCGAAGGUGAAACCUCGUGAGAAGCGAAACACUCCUGGUUUCGUUUUGGGCUCAGUCUCGUGCCGUUCUUUACCCCUCUAUAAUCGAACAAUGAAAGUCGUAUCAGGGUCCUUCAAUGCCUACUUUUCGGAAAGUAUCGAAGGAUCCUAGUUGUACUUUAGGCAUAUCGCAAGCAGCAUGUCCGCAAAGUGCGCUUAUGACUCUCGUGCUGAUCUGACUAAAAAAAAAAAGAAAAGCCAUCGUGGAAUUGUCUCAGCUAUCUGCGCCACCUCAUUUGCCAGCAGGACAAAGAAAAGCUUCGUUUAUUCGCAAUGAAACGCGACCGCCAACGGUGUCUUUUGAAAACUCUGUUUACUGUGACAGUCAAAACGGCGGCGGAA
This is a messenger RNA of Rhipicephalus sanguineus (brown dog tick), 1780 nucleotides long. RefSeq names its product leukocyte elastase inhibitor. The record is from RefSeq and is a predicted model, not a curated record. NCBI's taxonomy places the organism in Eukaryota, Metazoa, Arthropoda, Arachnida, Ixodida, Ixodidae. The coding region runs from base 99 to 1283 and encodes 394 amino acids. The transcript has 2 exons. Gene Ontology annotation, molecular function: serine-type endopeptidase inhibitor activity.